AUGUCCCUCUGCCUCCUUUUCCUCCUAUGGCUAGUCUCCAUCCCUCUCCUCGCCCACUCUCAACCUAACCCUAGAGGUUACCUCCUAAACUGUGGAGCUGGGCCGACAUCUGAGAGCGUAACAGUAGGGAACCUAAAGUACACGACAGACGAGGGCUUUAUAUUGGUAGGAAACACCAGCACCAUCAAACAGGAAGACCUUGUCCCCAUACUUGCCACAUUGCGCUAUUUCCCUAACAAGUCCGCACGUAAGUACUGUUACUCUAUCCCUGUUAUCAAAGGUGGUAAGUACCUCGUGCGCACCACGUACUAUUAUGGCAAUUUUGAUGGCGGGAAGGAGCCUCCGGUAUUUGAUCAAAUUGUGGAGGGGACUAAAUGGAGUGUGGUUAACACCACGGAGGACUAUGCAAAUGGGUUGAGCUCGUAUUAUGAAAUUGUGGUGCAUGCCAAGUCGAAGACGUUUAGCGUGUGCCUUGCGAGGAAUAACAUGACAGGGUCGGAUUCUAGCCCCUUUAUCUCGGCUCUUGAGCUGGAGUACUUGGAUGAUUCAGUGUAUAAUACCACAGAUUUUAACAAGUAUGCACUUAGCACAGUGGUUAGGAGUAGCUUUGGAACAUCUGAAGGUGACAUAAUUGGUUUUCCAGAUGACAAGUUCAACCGGUUAUGGCAACCACAAAUGGACCAGAACCCUAUUGUGAGAUGCAAGGCCAAUGUAACUCCUUCCGAUUUCUGGAACAUCCCACCAGCAAAAGCAUUCCACAAUUCUAUCACAACAAGCCGAGGGAAGCAAUUGCAUGUCAAAUGGCCAUCCUGGCCACUCCCCAGUGCAGCUUACUACAUUGCAUUAUACUUCCAGGACAAUCGAAACCCGAGCCCGUUUAGUUGGAGAGUCUUCAAUGUUUCUAUCAACGGCAAGAACUUCCAUUCCAAUGUCAAUGUUACCACCAAGGGUUUGACAGUUUACGCGCCGAAAUGGCCUCUAUCCGGGCAAACUGAGAUUGUCAUGACUCCAGGUCAAGGGGUACCAGUCGGGCCUGUCAUCAGUGCUGGUGAGAUCUUGCAGGUCUUGCCUCUUGGAGGAAUGACUCUCCCUAGAGAUGUUAUGGCAAUGAAUGAGUUGAGAAGAAACUUUGACAACCCACCUCCCGAUUGGAGUGGCGAUCCUUGUCUACCUGAAGGGAAUUCAUGGACUGGUGUUACGUGUGAUCGCGGGAAGUUUUUUCGAGUAAUAACUUUGAAUCUAACCGGCGCUGGAAUAUCCGGGUCACUAGCACCAAACAUAGCAAAUUUAACUGCACUCCACCAUAUUUGGCUUGGGGGGAACAAACUUUUAGGCAACAUCCCAGACAUGAGCUCAUUGAAGGAAUUGCAGAGUUUGCAUUUGGAGAAAAACCAGCUUGAAGGAUCAAUUCCUGAAUCAUUAGGCCGACUUCCAAAACUGCACGAGAUUUUCCUUCAGGAUAACAAGCUUGAGGGUGAUGUCCCUGAGACGCUACAGGAUACAAAGAUAAACAUUCAGUUGAAGAAUGAGGUUGACAGUGAACCAGAAUCUCCAGUUAACAUGUGA
Molecule: messenger RNA, 1566 nt
Organism: Pyrus x bretschneideri (Chinese white pear)
Lineage: Eukaryota; Viridiplantae; Streptophyta; Magnoliopsida; Rosales; Rosaceae
Product: putative leucine-rich repeat receptor-like serine/threonine-protein kinase At2g14440
Exons: 9
Coding region: 1-1566 (521 amino acids)
Molecular function (GO): protein binding
Source: RefSeq, a predicted model, not a curated record